AUGGAAACCGACAGCGUUGUGAUAGCUGAACAAAAGGACCGAGAUUUAGAGGCUAAUGCUUUGAAAGACACCAUUAAUGGCUCUAUUGCCGGUGCCUUUGGCAAACUGAUCGAAUAUCCUUUCGAUACAGUAAAGGUUAGGAUGCAAACCCAGGAUGCCAAGACUUUCCCGACGACAUGGUCAUGUAUUAAAUACACAUACAAGAAUGAAGGGAUUCUGAGAGGGUUUUUCCAAGGCAUAGGGUCACCCAUUUUUGGUGCGUCAUUGGAGAAUGCUGUCCUGUUUGUUUCGUAUAACCAAUGUGCUCAAUUUCUUGAGAAGCAUGCAAAAGUAACGUCUUUGCAGCAAACCGUCAUAUCAGGAGCUUUUGCUGGUGCCUGUGCCAGUUUGGUUCUAACACCGGUUGAGCUGAUCAAAUGCAAACUGCAGGUCUCGAAUCUUCAAAAUUUGCAAGCUGGCAUCAAAAAGCCCACAAAGAUCUUACCAACGAUCAAAUUGGUCCUGCAAGAACGAGGGGUAAUGGGAUUAUGGCAAGGGCAAUCGGGUACUCUUAUCAGGGAAACGUUUGGCGGUGUAGCAUGGUUCUCCACUUACGAACUUCUGAAGAAUUAUCUGAAGAGUUUGCAUGAUGACGGUCGCGACAGCGACACCUGGGAACUGCUCGUUAGUGGUGCUAGUGCUGGUUUGGCCUUCAACGCAAGUAUAUUCCCUGCUGAUACUUUGAAAUCAGUGAUGCAAACAGAACACAUGGGUCUUCUGCAAAGCGCGAAAAGAGUGAUGGCCAAAUCAGGUGUUGCUGGUUUCUAUCGUGGUCUGGGCAUAACGCUUAUCAGAGCAGCACCCGCUAACGCUGCAGUGUUCUACACUUACGAGACUCUCUCAAAGUUAAUCUAA
Molecule: messenger RNA, 894 nt
Organism: Torulaspora globosa
Lineage: Eukaryota; Fungi; Ascomycota; Saccharomycetes; Saccharomycetales; Saccharomycetaceae
Gene: ORT1
Product: Ort1p
Exons: 1
Coding region: 1-894 (297 amino acids)
Biological process (GO): mitochondrial L-ornithine transmembrane transport
Molecular function (GO): L-ornithine transmembrane transporter activity
Source: RefSeq, a predicted model, not a curated record